AUGCCGACUAGUCUCUAUAGUCAAUACUCGGACCAAAAUUCAUUUGAAACUAAGCGUGCGAAGUUGCCACUAAUUCCACCAUAUCUACAGCCUGGAAUCGAUCAUCAAUUGACAUAUGGGGUGAACUUCGCAUCAGCAGGAGCUGGUGCUCUGCUUGAAACUCGCCAAGGAUUGGUGAUAGACCUUCAAACUCAACUUGGUUAUUUCAAAAAUGUUAGCAGGCAAUUGAGGAAGCAGCUUGGGGAUGCAGGGGCUGAAUCCUUGCUAUCCAGAGCUAUUUACUUGUUUAGUGUUGGAGACAAUGACUACACACUCCCUUUUGAGAUCAACUCCACCGUUCCUCAUUCCUACUCGCCAAAACAGUUUGUGGGGUUGGUGAUAGGCAACAUAACCACAGUAGUCAAAGAAAUAUAUAAGACUGGAGGAAGGAAAUUUGGGUUUUUAAAUAUGUUGCCAUUAAGCUGUACACCAUAUGCAAAAGCAUUGCUUGGAGGGGGACAAUGUUUUGAACAGAUCACACCCUAUGUAAAGCUUCACAACCAAGAACUUCCCAAGCGUCUUCAAAAGUUAGAAAGCGAGCUGAAGGGAUUCAAAUAUUCACUUUUACCAUUUUACUCUUUUUUGGAACAACGGAUAAAUCACCCUUCUAAAUAUGGUUUCAAAGAAGCAAAAGCAGCAUGUUGUGGCAGUGGACUGUUCAGAGGUAUUUUCAGCUGCGGAGUAAAAAGAGGUGUGGAAGAGUAUUAUCUAUGUCAGAAUGCUAGUGAAUAUGUCUUCUUUGACUCUCUUCAUAUCACUGAAAGGGCUUACCAGCAAUUUGCCAAACCAUCGUGGAAUGGAAAACCCGCUCUCUCUGGCUCUCACAGCCUCAAAGCUUUAUUUGAAUCUAAUUAAGAAAAUAUUGUAUUACUAGAAUUUAUUACAGAAAAACCUUUUUACAA
Ziziphus jujuba (common jujube) is the source of this 941-nucleotide messenger RNA. Its product is annotated as GDSL esterase/lipase 4-like. The coding region runs from base 1 to 894 and encodes 297 amino acids. The transcript has 5 exons. NCBI's taxonomy places the organism in Eukaryota, Viridiplantae, Streptophyta, Magnoliopsida, Rosales, Rhamnaceae. Gene Ontology annotation, molecular function: hydrolase activity, acting on ester bonds. The record is from RefSeq and is a predicted model, not a curated record.